GGCCUCUCAAAGUGCUGGGAUUACAGGCAUGAGCCGCCGCGCCCCGCCCCACGCUCAGUCUUGAAAUAGUCUGAAACGGGAAACGGCAAACAGCGACAUAUCCGAGCGAGAGUCCCGCCCUGCAUCAGUUUGCGGAGCCGCCUUGGUAGAAGGAGAGAAGCGGAGUGGAGGAAGCACGGGACUGGAGGGACCAAAGUUCCCCGAUGGCGGCCCAGGGGUGCGCGGCAUCGCGGCUGCUCCAGCUGCUGCUGCAGCUGCUGCUGCAGCUUCUGCUUCUACUGCUGCUGCUGGCGGCGGGCGGGGCGCGCGCGCGGUGGCGCGGGGAGGGCACCAGCGCACACUUGCGGGACAUCUUCCUGGGCCGCUGCGCCGAGUACCGCGCACUGCUGAGUGCCGAGCAGCGGAACAAGAACUGCACAGCCAUCUGGGAAGCCUUUAAAGUGGCGCUGGACAAGGAUCCCUGCUCCGUGCUGCCCUCAGACUAUGACCUUUUUAUUAACUUGUCCAGGCACUCUAUUCCCAGAGAUAAGUCUCUGUUCUGGGAAAAUAGCCACCUCCUUGUUAACAGCUUUGCAGAAAACACCCGUCGUUUUAUGCCCCUGAGCGAUGUUCUGUAUGGCAGGGUUGCAGAUUUCUUGAGCUGGUGUCGACAGAAAAAUGACUCUGGACUCGAUUACCAAUCCUGCCCUACAUCAGAAGACUGUGAAAAUAAUCCUGUGGAUUCCUUUUGGAAAAGGGCAUCCAUCCAGUAUUCCAAGGAUAGUUCUGGGGUGAUCCACGUCAUGCUGAAUGGUUCAGAGCCAACAGGAGCCUAUCCCAUCAAAGGUUUUUUUGCAGAUUAUGAAAUUCCAAAUCUCCAGAAGGAAAAAAUUACACGAAUCGAGAUCUGGGUUAUGCAUGAAAUUGGGGGACCCAAUGUGGAAUCCUGUGGGGAAGGCAGCAUGAAAGUCCUGGAAAAGAGGCUGAAGGACAUGGGGUUCCAGUACAGCUGUAUUAAUGAUUACCGACCAGUGAAGCUCUUACAGUGCGUGGACCACAGCACCCAUCCUGACUGUGCCUUAAAGUCGGCAGCAGCCGCUACUCAAAGAAAAGCCCCAAGUCUUUAUACAGAACAAAGUGCGGGUCUUAUCAUUCCCCUCCUUCUGGUGCUGGCUUCCGCGACUCAGCUGUAACUGGAAACUGUGUUGCUCUAACCCUCCUCCAGCCCUGCAGCCUCCCCUUGCAGUCAUCAUUCGUGUUCUGUGUAUACCAAAUGAUUCUGUUAUCUAAAGAAGCUUUUUGCUGGGAAAACGAUGUCCUGAAAAUGGUGUUUCAAUGAGGCAUAUGUUCAGGAUUUUAGAAACAAGAAAUUAGUUCUAUUUAGCAGGUUAAAAAAUGCUGCAUUAGAAUUAAAGCAAGUUAUUUUCUUAUUUGUAUAAUGACACAAAGCAUUGGGAGUCAGACUGCUUGCAUAUUAUCAAACAUUUUUAGAGAAUUCUAAUAAAGCUGUAUUUUAUAUAAUCUAUAUUUUCCUAUAUCUCCAGCAGCACGGACACUGCAUGCUUGUUGAUUGCUUAAGACAUAUGUAUACUAUAUAAAUGUAUGCAUAUAUGGUCUGCAAAGUUUUCAUUUAUUUGGUAUAAAGAUGUUCAGUUAACGGUUCCUUUUUGUUUUGAGAGACAAGAGUUUCGCUCCUUUGCCCAGGCUGGAGUGAAGUGGGGAGAUCUCAGCUCACUGCAACCUCCGCUUCCAGGAUUCAAGCGAUUUUCCUGCCUCAGCCUCCCAAGUAGAUGGGAUUGCAGGUGCCUGCCACCAUGUCCAGCUAAUUUUUGUAUUUUUAGUAGAGAUGGGGUUUCACCAUGUUGGCCAGGCUAGUCUCGAAUUCCUGACCUCAGGUGAUCCACCCACCUCAGCCUCCCAAAGUGCUAGGAUUACAGGCGUGAGCUACCACAUCCAGCCAUAAUAGUUACUUAUAAUGAGGGAAAAAACCAAAAUAUCCAGUAAUAUUUACAUAUUUACUGAAACUGUUUGGAACUUGUAUUAGUUUGUUCUUGCAUUGCUAUAAAGAACUGCCCAAGACUGGGUAAUUUACAAAAAUAAAAAUAAAAAAGAGGUUUAAUUGACUCACA
This is a messenger RNA of Gorilla gorilla gorilla (western lowland gorilla), 2108 nucleotides long. RefSeq names its product bone marrow stromal cell antigen 1 (gene BST1). The transcript is spliced from 9 exons. The coding region runs from base 204 to 1172 and encodes 322 amino acids. Gene Ontology annotation, molecular function: NAD+ nucleosidase activity, cyclic ADP-ribose generating; phosphorus-oxygen lyase activity. The record is from RefSeq and is a predicted model, not a curated record. Gene Ontology annotation, biological process: positive regulation of B cell proliferation. Gene Ontology annotation, cellular component: plasma membrane. Lineage: Eukaryota; Metazoa; Chordata; Mammalia; Primates; Hominidae.